Pseudomassariella vexata is the source of this 645-nucleotide messenger RNA. RefSeq lists its product as uncharacterized. Gene Ontology annotation, molecular function: calcium ion binding; microtubule binding. Gene Ontology annotation, cellular component: half bridge of spindle pole body; mitotic spindle pole body. Gene Ontology annotation, biological process: spindle pole body duplication. The record is from RefSeq and is a predicted model, not a curated record. NCBI's taxonomy places the organism in Eukaryota, Fungi, Ascomycota, Sordariomycetes, Amphisphaeriales, Pseudomassariaceae. The transcript is spliced from 2 exons. Bases 1 to 645 code for a protein of 214 amino acids.
AUGAAUGACUACACCCAUGCGGACCGGCCAGGUUCGCACUCUUUAGCUCACCGCUCCGGGGCCGCCAGCUCUUCACGCCCGCCAGGCCGCUUCGGCCCACCGAUACAAAAUCCCAGAGAAAGCGAGCCUUGGGACCAAAUAUCAGACGAGCACCGAUCCGAAAUAAACGAUUGUUUUCAGCUCUUCGACAUGAACAAAGAUGAAUACAUCGACUUCUCCGAGUUCCGCUACGCGCUCCAAGCGCUAGGCUUCUCGCACCUCGCUCGACCCGACUUAAUAUCAUCCUUUAAAAAACGCGCCACGCCGCGGCCAGACUGGUCCCCAUUACCUUCCUUACCCAACCAGCCACCCCCCUCACAAACCCCCGGCGUCGUCGACCUGCGGCUACACCAGAACGGGUUUCAAGCCAUAGCCGCAUCCUACAUCGCGGCGCGCGACCCGCGCGAAGAGCUACUCAAGACCUUCUCGCUGUUCGACAAGGGCGGCAAGGGCAUGAUCACAGUGGACGACCUGCGGAUCGUGGUCAAGGAGCUGGGCGAGGAUGUACCCGAAAACGAGCUCCGGAGCAUGGUGGAACAGUUCGAUAUCGAAGAUAAGGGUGGUGUAGCGAGAGAAGAGUUUCUGGGCAUUUUUCUAAGUGGAUGA